Didymosphaeria variabile is the source of this 1044-nucleotide messenger RNA. RefSeq lists its product as uncharacterized. Gene Ontology annotation, molecular function: oxidoreductase activity. Lineage: Eukaryota; Fungi; Ascomycota; Dothideomycetes; Pleosporales; Didymosphaeriaceae. Bases 1 to 1044 code for a protein of 347 amino acids. The record is from RefSeq and is a predicted model, not a curated record. The transcript is spliced from 4 exons.
AUGGCACCCUCGACGACCAAGCAGUGGACCGUGGAAGGGAAGAAUGGCUUCGACUCGCUGAAGUGGGAUGAGAAGGCGCCAGUUCCCACGCUGGGCGCAAAGGACGUUCUUGUCAAGUUCCAUGCCGCGUCGCUAAACUUCCGCGAUCUCGCCAUCCCCAAGGGCAAGUACCCGUUCCCGAUCAAGGAGGGUGUGGUUCCCGGCUCGGAUGGAGCUGGUGUCGUCGAAGCCGUCGGAGCCAAUGUCACAAGAUUCAAGGUCGGCGAUAAAGUAGCAACACUCUUCAACCAGGGCCAUCUCGCCGGAUCCCUCAACCCCGCCGUCCUCUCAACCGGUCUCGGCGGUUCUAUGGACGGCACCCUUCGCGAGUACGGCACGUUUGACGAGCAAGGCCUCGUAAACAUGCCCAAGAACCUCAACUUCUUCGAAGCUAGUACCCUCCCUUGCGCAGCGUUGACAGCCUGGAACGCUCUCUACGGCCUCAAGCCCCUGCAACCCGGCCAAACGGUGCUCACCCAGGGCACCGGCGGCGUGUCCAUCUUCGCCCUCCAGUUCGCCAAAGCCGCUGGCGCCCGCGUCAUCGCCACCACCUCUUCAUCAGAAAAGGCCGACUUGCUUCGCAAACUCGGCGCCGACCAUGUCAUCAACUACAAGGAGAACCCUAACUGGGGCGAGCAAGCGCAGUCACUUUCGCCAGGCGGCCUCGGCGUCGAGCACGUCGUCGAAGUCGGCGGCCCAACGACCUUGAAGGAGUCCCUAAAGGCCAUCAAGAUCGACGGCGUGAUCAGCAUCAUUGGCUUCAUUGGCGGCUUCUCAAAGGACCAGCCCUCGUUCCUCGACUGCCUCAACAACAUCUGCACUGUCCGUGGUCUGCUUGUCGGCUCCCGCCAGCAGUUCGAAGACAUGAACGCCGCCAUUGAGGUGAAUGACAUCCAUCCCAUUGUUGACGAGAAGAUCUUCACGCUGCCUGAGCUCAAGGACGCAUAUCAGUACAUGUUUGACCAGAAGCACUUUGGCAAGAUGGCUAUCAAGAUUGCUGAGUAG